Molecule: messenger RNA, 1082 nt
Organism: Didymella exigua CBS 183.55
Lineage: Eukaryota; Fungi; Ascomycota; Dothideomycetes; Pleosporales; Didymellaceae
Exons: 3
Coding region: 133-1062 (309 amino acids)
Biological process (GO): peptidyl-lysine dimethylation
Molecular function (GO): protein-lysine N-methyltransferase activity
Source: RefSeq, a predicted model, not a curated record
CGAUGAUGAUCUCACUCUAUCUCCAACGCGUGAUCCCUGUCACCGCCAACUCAAUCCCUCCAAGCGCGAAGCCCCACCUACACCAUCUUGAACUCACAUUCGACUCAAACACCCCACAAACGCACACGCGCAAUGCUGCUGCCGACGUUGAUCGACUUACGGCGGCCAGAAGGGAAAGAGCUCGACCCCGAGGAUAUCUUUGGAUCCUCCCUCGGCGGCGUCUUCACCGACGACCUGCAGAACCAACACGGCGACGACCCAGAAACCGUCAUUGUGUACAAGAAUGCACAACACGGCAAUCUCGAGUUCCAGACCGCGGACAUAAAUGGCGAGGAGGAGAGGCGGAAGAUGGCACACUAUUUAUGGAACGCUGGCGUACUCAUGGCCGAGCUUGUAGGCGGAAGGCCAGAGGAGGGGCAGAGUUUGCAGAUUGAUGUGUUUGGGAAUGAGGGCUGGAAGGAUGGCGAGUGGUGGGUGAGCAGAGAGGAGGAGAGACUGUGGAGUGUGGAGGGCGAGAGCGUGAUUGAGCUUGGUGCAGGCGUAGGACUGGCCGGUGUCAUGAGUGCCCUUGCUGGCGCUGAGAAAGUUGCUAUCACAGACUACCCAGCCCCACCGAUCCUCUACGCGAUCAAAGCCAAUGUCACAAAGAACAUCAAACCACCUCUGCAGUCGCGGAUGACUGUCGAGGGCCAUCUCUGGGGCGACACUUCCUCUGACUUUGCAAUCGCCAACGCACACAAAUAUACGCGGGUCCUGGCAGCAGAUUGUUUAUGGAUGCUGGGAGAGCACGAGAACUUGGCGAAGUCGAUGCUUCACUUCCUUGCCGAAACUCCAGAUGCGAGAGCCUUGUGUAUAGCCGGUUUCCAUACCGGCCGUGCUAAGCUUGUGAUAUUCUUCGAGGACGUAGUCCCUCAGCAGGGACUGGAGGUGGAGGAAAUGUACGAGAUGGACGCAGAUGGCGUACGGCGGCCCUGGGCAAGGGAGAGAGAUGGAGGCAGAGAGGACAUCGGCGAGCGGAAGAAAUGGCUGGUGGUAGCACGGCUACGGCGGCGGGCCGUUUGAUGUUCGCAAAUCGUGACCGU